AUGAACUGUAGUCCUCAACAAUGCUACGCCGAGUUUCACAUGUAUCCCGUCAUGCUACGAGUGUUCGCACAUAUGUUGUGUGACGAGUACGGGCUUCGCAGUCAUCAGCACAUAAAUAUUUAUGAACAGGUUGGUAUGCUUCUUUGCAUAUUAGCGCAUGGGAAGGGAUACAAACAGGUGCAAACCCUUUUCAACUAUUCAUUGGAAACCUUUGGACACUACUUCAAGCUUGUGCUUCGAGUGGUCCUCGAAUUCUCUCGACGAGUAAUUAGACCGGAUCCAAACUACAAUAAUUAUGCCGAGCAUCACGUUCCGAAUCUGAACAAGCAUCCCAUUUUUCGGGAUUGCAUUGGUACAACGGGGAACUCCCACGAUGCUCGAAUCUUGGCUCAGGCAAUACAUAAUCCCGAGAUUGAGUUUUCGCAACCUGCACCUGGAAAAUAUUACCUGGUUGACUCGGGAUUUGCUCAUCGACGUGGGUAUAUGGCGCCCUAUAAAGGUUCAGAUAUAUUGUACCAUUUUCAAAAAUUCUGUGACGGAGACAUUGGUCUCAAACGGCUUGAUCGCUUCUCUCAAAAGUGA
Molecule: messenger RNA, 582 nt
Organism: Olea europaea var. sylvestris
Lineage: Eukaryota; Viridiplantae; Streptophyta; Magnoliopsida; Lamiales; Oleaceae
Exons: 3
Coding region: 1-582 (193 amino acids)
Source: RefSeq, a predicted model, not a curated record